Molecule: messenger RNA, 2186 nt
Organism: Penaeus chinensis
Lineage: Eukaryota; Metazoa; Arthropoda; Malacostraca; Decapoda; Penaeidae
Product: glucose-induced degradation protein 4 homolog
Exons: 4
Coding region: 93-713 (206 amino acids)
Biological process (GO): protein targeting to vacuole; proteasome-mediated ubiquitin-dependent protein catabolic process; negative regulation of gluconeogenesis
Cellular component (GO): GID complex; extrinsic component of membrane
Source: RefSeq, a predicted model, not a curated record
UAUGUCGAAAGCUCGAGACGAGGCGAAGGAGAGCAGGAGAUUUAAAAGCUAAUUGGAACGAGAAGAAGACCUCUGAGGCAACGUGAGCCAUCAUGCCAGUCAAAACGGAGAUGGCUUCUAUGGAUCCCCCGCCUCCAGCAAACUCAGGACAGCCAGGAGUGACCAGGAGCCUCCUAUAUAACGGCUCGCGGUUCCAGGGACAUCAGAAGUCCAAGGGGCAGUCCUACGACGUCGAGGUGGUUUUGCAGCAUGUGGAUGAAGCAAACUCCUACCUCUGCGGAUACCUAAAGAUCAAGGGCUUAACGGAAGAGUAUCCCACCUUAACUACGUUCUUUGACGGCGAAAUAAUAAGUGCGAAAUUUCCCUUCCUAACGCGGAAAUGGGACGCUGAUGAAGAGGUGGAUAAAAAACACUGGGGUAAAUUCCCACCAUUCUAUCAGUAUACCAAAAAUUUCAACUCGGAUUCCUUUGACUACAAUGUUUUAAAAGAUUCCGAACACGUGUUUAUGAGAUGGAAGGAGCACUUUUUGGUACCGGACCAUACAGUCAAGGAUAUAAAUGGGGCCUCGUUUGCAGGCUUUUACUAUAUUUGUUUCCAGAAGAGCACGGCCACCAUCGAUGGAUAUUAUUAUCACAGAACGUCAGAAUGGUACCAAUCGCUGAACCUCACUCACGUGCCCGAGCACAGUGUUCAGAUCUAUGAAUUUAGAUAAAGAGAUGCCGAUAACCGCAGAUACUCAGAUGGCUUAGUGUGUAUGUGAUUCAUAUUUUAUUUGUUCCUCAUGUAAAGAUUUUUUUAUUGGAUUGUUAAGGAAAUGAUAUCAUUUUAGGGAAUAGAAUUUUACAGCUCCCACAUGCAUUCAUUCAAGAAAGAAAAUAAAGGAAGAAAUGUCCAUUGUAUAAAACCAGUGAUGAAAGACAGGUCUUGUUAUUUUAUCAGGUGGUUUUAGAUACUACUCAGUGUGUCAACAUUCUGUGAUUAUUUCUUACAAUUCUCUGUACAUCUGUCUAGGAGACUCCUCAUUUUGAAAUACAAUUUAUCACUUUUUUCUUCUGCCACCCCCGCCUUUUUUUUUUUUUUUUACAACACAAGUCCAUCUGUGUUGAAGUGGACACACCGUUUCGUUUAUACCUGCUUGUCAAUCUCGGUGUCACAUAUUACCUCUCUGGAAAAGUUCUGGUGAUAUUAGGUGAUUUUUAUAAACCUGUGUCCAAGAAUCAUCGCCAUGUUGAAGUGAUCGGUAAAAAAGAAAAAAAGAAAAAAAAAAAGAAAAUUGUUCUAUAUCUGUGAUUUCCAUAUAGGUGUUUACUGCAUUUUUCACUACUGUAUUAAUCAAAUUGAUUCUUGAUCUGUGGAAUGUUAUAGGUAUGGCUGAAGGGAAAUUUUCUAUAUACAAGGAAAGUUUUUUAUCUGUUUGCUGUUAAUGAGUAGGGGUUGGGGGAAACUAUGGAUUUUUUUCUAGUAAUUUAGUAGAUAUUGGUGUUUAUGUAAUUGAUAUGAAUAUGUUCCUAUGAUACUAUUAUUUUUAUCAAUGAGUGCUGCAUGUGAUAUUACCAGCUAAUUAAGCUUUCUCUCAUUUUAGUGACUGAUUUUUUCACGAUGGAAAUUUGCAAGCCAAACGUUCAUGUUUCAGUAUAGGGUUUUCAGAUCUAUCUAGAGUUGAUUCUUUAAACCAGUGGAUUUGUUUUAAAUUUUUGUGUAUUGAUACAAAUUCUGGAAUUCUUGUAUUGAUAAAAUUGUCAUUAUUUAUUUUCUUUUUCUUUUUUCUUUUUUUUCUAAACUGGUCAUGUAGAGUCAGCAUAUCUUAGAGUUAAUCUAAGGUACUUUUUUCCCAUUUGUCAUAGGUUUCAGAUUAUGUACUUUUUUUCUCUCUUUUUUUAUGCUACAGUGAUAGAUCAGAUAAGGUACAGAAUCAUAUCAAGAACAGCAUCUCAAGUGCUGUAGUCUGUCGGCUGAGGAGUGUUUUUGAUGUGUUUGUAUAUAAACCAUAGUCAUGACUUUCUUCUGGGCCUCUUGCCAUGCUGUUCACACCUUGAGUCUCCUCCCUUCCCCCCAGUGUACCCUGUCUGUGCUUGAGAUGGUGUUAUCUAUUAUCACCUUUUUUUCAAAGUGUGAAAAAAGUAAGAAUAUUUUUUUCUUAUUUUUUCCUGCCUGUAUGGCUGUCUAGACAGUCCCUUAUGGCCAG